This is a messenger RNA of Dipodomys spectabilis (banner-tailed kangaroo rat), 1935 nucleotides long. It is a transcript of the gene Tpm1, whose product is annotated as tropomyosin 1. Gene Ontology annotation, biological process: cardiac muscle contraction; actin filament organization. Bases 108 to 953 code for a protein of 281 amino acids. Gene Ontology annotation, cellular component: actin filament. Gene Ontology annotation, molecular function: actin filament binding. The record is from RefSeq and is a predicted model, not a curated record. NCBI's taxonomy places the organism in Eukaryota, Metazoa, Chordata, Mammalia, Rodentia, Heteromyidae. The transcript has 9 exons.
AGCGGGCGUCGGUGCGCCCGCACUCCGGCUCGGCCGCCCCAGCGCGCUCCUCGUCCACCCCUCUCCGCCACCGCCGGCAGCCCUCCGGGCCCCUCGCCACCGCCACCAUGGACGCCAUCAAGAAGAAGAUGCAGAUGCUGAAGCUCGACAAGGAGAACGCCUUGGAUCGAGCCGAGCAGGCCGAAGCCGACAAGAAGGCGGCGGAAGACCGCAGUAAACAGCUGGAAGAUGAGCUGGUCUCGUUGCAAAAGAAACUCAAGGGCACUGAAGAUGAACUGGAUAAAUACUCCGAGGCUCUCAAAGAUGCCCAGGAGAAACUGGAGCUGGCAGAGAAAAAAGCCACUGAUGCUGAGGCCGACGUGGCUUCUCUGAACAGACGCAUCCAGCUGGUUGAGGAGGAGCUGGAUCGUGCUCAGGAGCGUCUAGCAACAGCUCUGCAGAAGCUGGAGGAGGCUGAGAAGGCAGCAGAUGAGAGCGAGAGAGGCAUGAAGGUCAUUGAAAGUCGAGCCCAAAAGGAUGAAGAAAAAAUGGAAAUUCAGGAGAUCCAGCUCAAAGAGGCAAAGCACAUUGCUGAAGAUGCCGACCGCAAAUAUGAAGAGGUGGCCCGCAAGCUGGUCAUCAUUGAGAGUGACCUGGAACGUGCAGAGGAGCGGGCUGAGCUCUCAGAAGGCAAAUGUGCCGAGCUUGAAGAAGAAUUGAAAACUGUGACCAACAACUUGAAGUCACUGGAGGCUCAGGCUGAGAAGUACUCACAGAAGGAAGAUAAAUACGAGGAAGAGAUCAAGGUCCUUUCUGACAAGCUGAAGGAGGCUGAGACUCGGGCUGAAUUUGCAGAGAGGUCAGUAACUAAGUUGGAGAAAAGCAUUGAUGACUUAGAAGAUCAACUCUACCAGCAACUUGAGCAAAACCGCCGCCUAACUCAUGAACUAAAGCUGGCCCUGAAUGAGGAUUAAAAACUUAAAAGUGUGAGGAACUUGGGCGGAAUUAAGCAUGGUGCCCAUGAGAGUCCACUCAGAGGCUGACCUGACCUUGGUUUCCCUCCAUAUCUGAAGCAGUAACAGUCUUUUAAAUCCCAGACAGCUUUUAGGAUAAAACAUGCCUCUCCACGGAGAAAUAUUUAUAACUCAGCACCCUUUUCGAUAGCAGGUCCUCUUUGAACUGAGGGCCAAAACACAUUUUCUAUUUCUUCUAGACAAAUAUCUAUAUAUACAUACAUGUGUAUAUAUACACACACAUAUUUAUAUAACCCAUAUUUGUAUUCCUAGCUUCAUUCUGGCAUAGUAUUUGAAAUAUGAUUAAAUGUACCUAUGCUCAGGCAAAGUAGCUUUUGCAAAGAGGAGUUCAUGCUAGAAGUUCCCAGUUGUCUGAAAGGUAUGCUUUGUUCAGUUUAAUGGUGGUGUUGGCAUCUGCUGAGAAUGUCAUGCUAAUAAUAAAACAGUAUUGAAAAAUAUUAAGAGAAUGUCCUAAUGAAGUGCAUGAAACAUGUUGAUAACUGUUGAUGACCCACAGAAAUAAAUCAUUUGAAAAGUUAAUCCAAAACCUAUUUCUGUCACCUCUGUUUUCUGUGAGGCUGUGUUACAACACGAUUCCCAGACCUUUAACUGCCUGUAAGUCAAGUGUCUGCCAGUGUUCAUUUCCCCCAUUAGUGUGAUCAUCAUGCUGCCUCUGUAUUUGGAUUGUACCCCUCCCUGUUCCCACACUCGCCCUGCUGGUGCAGGUGCUGUGGUUAUUUUCAGUCCCAGAUCCCCGCCCCCAACCCUCCCCCCCUGCUCGGGUCUUUGUUUGGAAAUGAGUGAUGUCUUAAAAGCAUGCUGAGUUCUAAUCAUCGCCUCCUGUGUUUGUGAUUGAUGUGCCUGCCCCCUGUACAGACCGCCACUGUGUCGGUAGCGACUGUGUCGGUAGCGCAGCUAUUCAUGACUCGCUUUUCUAAUCUCA